This is a messenger RNA of Solanum stenotomum, 903 nucleotides long. Its product is annotated as cullin-1-like. Gene Ontology annotation, cellular component: cullin-RING ubiquitin ligase complex. NCBI's taxonomy places the organism in Eukaryota, Viridiplantae, Streptophyta, Magnoliopsida, Solanales, Solanaceae. The record is from RefSeq and is a predicted model, not a curated record. Gene Ontology annotation, biological process: protein ubiquitination; ubiquitin-dependent protein catabolic process. The transcript has 7 exons. Gene Ontology annotation, molecular function: ubiquitin protein ligase binding. Bases 73 to 849 code for a protein of 258 amino acids.
UAGUAGCUUUUUACAUAUAUAUAAAAUCCGUGUUGAAAGUCUUGGAGCCGAAAGGUUACAUCCGACCCCAGGAUGAAGCUUCUCCUUAAUUUGAAGAGUAGACUUAUAUAUAAUAUGUGUUCACAGAAACGUCCUUACAGUUACGCUUCGCAGCUGUAUGAUAAGUACAAGGAAGCACUUGAUGAAUACAUCAAUUCUACGGUUCUGCCUGCUUUAAGAGAGAAGCAGGAUGCUGAGUUUAUGUUGAGGGAGCUUGUGAAGAGAUGGGAGAAUUAUAAACGUAUGCUCAGGUGGCUCUUUAUAUUCUUCCAUUAUCUUUCACGGUAUCAUAUUGCCCGAAGAUCGCUACCUACACUGAACGAUGUUAGUCUGACAUGCUUCGACAAUUUGGUUUAUAAGGAGUUGAGCAGUAAAGCUAUAAAUGCUGUUAUUAUGUUGAUUGAAAAAGAACGCGAGGGUGAACAGAUUGAUAGAGCUUUAUUGAAGAAUGUUCUUGGUAUAUUUGCUGAAAUUGGAAGGGGGGAAAUGGGGUAUUAUGUGAGUGACUUUGGAGAUGCAAUGCUUAGAGAUACUGCAGCUUAUUAUUCUCGGAAAGCUUCAAGUUGGAUUGUGGAAGAUUCUUAUUCGGACUAUAUGUUGAAGGAGGAAGAGUGCUUGAAGAAAGAGAAGGAUAGAGUGUCUCAUUAUCUCCACGUUAGUACCGAGAAAAAACUUCUGGAGAAAGUGAAACACGAAUUAGUGGUUGUGUAUACCAAUCAGUUACUUGAGAAGGAGCAUUCUGAAUCCCGUGCUUUGCUCAGAGAUGAUAAGGCUGAAAGUUCGGGAUCGUUGUGCCAGAUGAUACCAUAAUGCAACUGUCAUCCUCUUUCAGCAUUGCCCUAUGAAGGACAGAUGUUUCAUGUU